AUGCGGCGGCGCUCGCGGAUGCUGCUGUGCUUCGCCCUGCUGUGGGUGCUGGGCAUCGCCUACUACAUGUACUCGGGGGGCGGCUCCGCGCUGGCCGCGGGCGGCGCGGGCAGGAAGGAGGACUGGAAUGAAAUCGACCCCAUUAAAAAGAAAGACCUUCACCACAUCAAUGGCGAGGAGAAAGCACAGAGCGCGGAGACCCUCCCUCCAGGGAAAGUGCGGUGGCCAGACUUCAACCAGGAGGCCUACGUGGGCGGGACGAUGGUGCGCUCUGGGCAGGACCCCUACGCCCGCAACAAGUUCAACCAGGUGGAGAGCGACAGGCUACGCAUGGACAGAGCCAUCCCAGACACGCGGCACGACCAGUGUCAGCGGAAGCAGUGGCGUGUGGACCUGCCAGCCACUAGCGUGGUGAUCACGUUCCACAACGAAGCCAGGUCGGCCCUGCUGAGGACCGUGGUCAGUGUGCUUAAGAGAAGCCCUCCGCACCUCAUCAAAGAGAUCAUCCUGGUCGACGACUACAGCAAUGACCCUGAGGACGGGGCCCUCUUGGGGAAGAUCGAGAAAGUGCGGGUCCUCAGGAACGAUCGGCGGGAAGGCCUGAUGCGCUCCAGGGUCCGGGGUGCCGAUGCUGCCCAGGCCAAGGUCCUGACCUUCCUGGACAGCCACUGCGAGUGUAACGAGCACUGGCUGGAGCCGCUGCUGGAGCGGGUGGCUGAGGACAGGACCCGGGUCGUCUCACCUAUCAUCGAUGUCAUUAACAUGGAUAAUUUCCAGUACGUGGGGGCCUCCGCAGACCUGAAGGGCGGCUUUGAUUGGAACCUGGUGUUCAAGUGGGAUUACAUGACACCGGAGCAGAGAAGGUCCCGGCAGGGGAACCCAGUUGCCCCCAUAAAGACCCCCAUGAUUGCUGGUGGGCUGUUUGUGAUGGACAAGCUCUACUUUGAAGAGCUGGGGAAGUAUGACAUGAUGAUGGACGUGUGGGGCGGAGAGAACCUGGAGAUCUCCUUCCGCGUGUGGCAGUGUGGCGGCAGCCUGGAGAUCAUCCCCUGCAGUCGCGUGGGACAUGUGUUCCGGAAGCAGCACCCUUACACCUUCCCAGGCGGCAGUGGCACUGUCUUUGCCCGCAACACCCGCCGGGCGGCCGAGGUCUGGAUGGACGAGUACAAGAACUUCUACUAUGCAGCAGUGCCUUCUGCCAGGAACGUCCCCUAUGGCAAUAUCCAGAGCAGACUGGAGCUCAGGAACAAACUGAACUGCAGACCCUUCAAGUGGUACCUCGAAAACGUCUACCCAGAGCUGAGGGUCCCAGACCACCAGGACAUAGCUUUUGGGGCUUUGCAGCAGGGAACCAACUGCCUUGACACUUUGGGACAUUUUGCUGAUGGCGUCGUUGGAAUUUAUGAGUGUCACAAUGCUGGGGGAAAUCAGGAGUGGGCCUUGACGAAGGAGAAGUCGGUGAAACACAUGGACCUCUGCCUCACCGUGGUGGACCGGGCACCCGGCUCGCUCAUCAAGCUGCAGGGCUGCCGAGAGAAUGACAGCAGACAGAAGUGGGAGCAGAUCGAGGGCAAUUCCAAGCUACGGCACGUAGGCAGCAAUCUGUGCCUGGACAGCCGCACAGCCAAGAACGGGGGCCUGAGCGUGGAGGUGUGCGGCCCGGCCCUCUCGCAGCAGUGGAAGUUCUCGCUCAACCUGCAGCCGUAGGGCCAGCGCUGCCAUCCUGCCUCCUGCACCACCGGCCAAGUUUGGUGAUCACAUUAUUGAUUAUGUUUCUUAAACUUUCCACGAAACUAUAUACCUCAGUAUUCCAUCAUGGUCUGAAAGUCGGAGGACCCAGCAAGGUGUGGGCCGUGCCCACGUGGCAGCAGGAAAGGAGAGCUGUGUCCCCCGGGGCCAGCCGCCCACUCCCGCCCAACGUGCUCCCCACUUGCUGGGCAGCUGAGGAAAACAGCUGAGGCUGAGGACAGGAGGAGCAGUUGAUUGGUGUGCUCUCUGAGGACAGGAAGGGAGGGUGCAAUGCGCGGGGAGGACUCUGCGUUGGCACCUGUCCCACCGGCCGCAUGGUGUCCGCAGAGCCGACUCCAGCGGCAGGCUUUGUGGCCGUGCCCACCCCGCCUCCCUUCUUCACUGACGUGCUUGCUGUAUCUGAACAUGAACUUUCCGUGGUGGGACACUAAAUAUAACAUACAUGAGAAAGAGUGUGCGGCCGGCUCCCUGUAGUCUCCCUGGGUCGUCAUCUGGUCACCCACAGGAGGGCCGACGCUCCUGGAAGGAGCAGGUGGCCGCCUUUGUCCCCUGGAACUUCAUCAGCUCAUAGGUGCUCUGGUGGCCCACGGAGCUCCCAGUUCCUAUCCUAGGGCCCCUCGGGUGGCCUCCAGUUGGGGACUCAGCGUGUUGGGAACCUGCUUUUCAUCUGUCGGUGUCUGUGAAUCUGGACAGGUUACUUAUUUUGGCAAGUAUGCUUUGGGUUUUUUUAAUUAAAUUUUUUUUUUCUUUAA
Ictidomys tridecemlineatus (thirteen-lined ground squirrel) is the source of this 2501-nucleotide messenger RNA. It is a transcript of the gene Galnt2, whose product is annotated as polypeptide N-acetylgalactosaminyltransferase 2. Lineage: Eukaryota; Metazoa; Chordata; Mammalia; Rodentia; Sciuridae. The record is from RefSeq and is a predicted model, not a curated record. Gene Ontology annotation, molecular function: polypeptide N-acetylgalactosaminyltransferase activity. Gene Ontology annotation, cellular component: Golgi apparatus. Gene Ontology annotation, biological process: protein O-linked glycosylation.